Molecule: messenger RNA, 613 nt
Organism: Rubroshorea leprosula
Lineage: Eukaryota; Viridiplantae; Streptophyta; Magnoliopsida; Malvales; Dipterocarpaceae
Source: the annotation of a GenBank genome assembly
UCACCGCCCUUCUGUAAACAGUGCAAUAGCUCAUUCGUCCUCAUCACACUGAAAAGCAAGUGGACUCCACAAAUUGAAAUUCCUUCUGUAGCUUUUCCUUUCUUCGUGGCAGAAGAAUCACAGCCUAAAUAUGGGAAGGCAAGGCCACCGCGGAGCUAAGCGGCCCAACGGCGGAGCAGAUAUGGCCCUUCUGGGAGGACUUCUGCAACCUCCACAAGUGGCACCCAUUAUCGAUACUUGUUACCAAGUCGAGGGAUCCCUAGGACAGCCCGGCCUAAUCCGCUACUGCUCGGCCAAGAAGCCAUCAUUACCCGGCGAUGACGAUGGAAUCAACAGGUGAAAAGAGAAGGUACUGAUGAUUGAUCCCGUCAAACCGUUGCCUGAGCUCCGAGUUGCUGGAGAAUAAUAUAGGGUUCAAGUCUUAUGUAUCUACAAUUAAGGUGGGUAACGGCGGCGGUGGGUGCAAGAUCAAGUAUGGUCGUGCUGAUCCGGCGGAGGGAUAUGGAAAUUUGAGGAUUUGGUUGCUUAUGUUGAAUCUUGUCUCCUGUCCAAGGCAAAGAAGAUGCAGCUGAGUGUUCGGUAGUACUCUCUCAAAUAAUGUUUAAUUUUGUGC